GCUGAGAGUGUCAUUGUUAGACUUUCUGCCUCCCGUUUCGAUACGUUUCUCUUUCACUCUUGGAAAAAUGUGCUAAAGUAGAAUCUUUUGGUAUUCUUGUAAGUAAUUCUCACUCGAGUCGCGACCAAAUUCGUUGAGACCACACAGCCGCCAACAAGUAUAAAUUGAACUAUUCUGUUUGUGUACCGCAAGAAGUAAAACCAAAAACUGCAAACUAUGGCCACCGCACAAGAACAAAAAUGCGAGAUCUCCAAUGUGAAUGAGUUGGUCGAGGUGCCUGCUCAGCCAUUGCAGAUGGAGCAGGGGCAAGAGAAUCCUGAGAAUCUUGAGAAUCCAGAAAACCAGGAUUCUCUCGAGGAGGCCAUAUACGAAGUACAGUACCAACAUCCUUUGGAGCAUGUGUGGACUUUAUGGUAUUUAGAAAACGAUCGCACCAAACACUGGAAGGACAUGCUGAACGAGAUCACCCAAAUUGACAGCGUAAAGACCUUCUGGAGCUUGUAUAACACCAUCAAAACGCCAUCAGAGUUGAAGACGGGAUGCGACUACUCCAUGUUCAAAACGGGCAUAAAACCCAUGUGGGAAGAUGAGGCCAAUAUCAAGGGUGGUCGCUGGCUGCUCACAUUUGGCAAGAGUUCCAAGUCAGAGCUCGAUCGCAUUUGGCUGGACAUUCUGCUGAUGAUGGUGGGCCAAACCUUUGACUAUUCCGAUGAGAUUUGCGGCGCUGUGACCAACAUACGCGCCAAGACCAAUAAGAUCUCUGUGUGGACAGCCGAUGGAUCCAACGCCUGCAUUCUUGAGAUUGGCCACAAGCUAAGGACCAUCUUGCGUUUGAAAUCCCACAUCCUGCAGUACCAACUGCACUCGGAUGCCAUGAACAAGGCCAACUCGGGCGUCAGAUCGGUUUACACUAUCUGAACGAUGAGUGGAUGCGGAGGUCCUCUACGUUGUUAUUUUUUUCUAGUUUUUUAUACACCAGAUUCGUAUGUGAGGAAGAUUAUAAAUAUUUGAGGAUUGCAAGGAGAUGCGCCUGCUAA
Messenger RNA from Drosophila serrata, 1037 nucleotides. RefSeq names its product eukaryotic translation initiation factor 4E5 (gene eIF4E5). Gene Ontology annotation, cellular component: cytoplasm; eukaryotic translation initiation factor 4F complex. Gene Ontology annotation, biological process: translational initiation. The record is from RefSeq and is a predicted model, not a curated record. Gene Ontology annotation, molecular function: RNA 7-methylguanosine cap binding; translation initiation factor activity. NCBI's taxonomy places the organism in Eukaryota, Metazoa, Arthropoda, Insecta, Diptera, Drosophilidae.